AUGGCUGACUUCAUUGCAGAGUAUACUGACACCCCAGAAAUCCCCACAAAUUGGAAUCUCUAUGUGGACGGCUCUUCAAAUAAAAUCGGAAGUGGAGCAGGUGUGAUAAUAGAAAGUAAUCAGGGAACCCAAAUCGAGCUCUCCCUGAAGUUUAAGUUCCCUGCUUCCAAUAGUCAGGCUGAGUAUGAGAUGCUAUUGGCUGGUUUAAAAUUGGCUAAAGAGGUCGGAGCCCAAAAACUGGUUAUCUUCAGUGAUUCACAGGUGACGCUGUCAUGGUGGACCCUCCACGAAGAUCCGCUGAAGUACAAUGGGCUACCUGGGGAAGAUCUGCUGAAGCACCUUAAGGAUUUCCAAGUUGCAUGUGCAACCGCAAGGAGACAUGGGGUAGAUGAAUCUGCAGUGUUGGUCUUUGCUUUCCCUUUAUCUUUGGAAGGGAAAGCAAAGGAAUGGUUUUAUACUCAGCUGAGUGAAAUUAGAUCCAACUGGGACUUGUUGCAUAAGGAUUUCUUGGAAAAGUUCUACCCUCCUCAGAAAACAGACAUGUUUCGAAGAGAGAUCUCUUGUAUUGUGCAACAAGAUGGAAAGAUCUUGUAUGAAUACUGGGAAAGAUUCAAGAAGUUAUUAGAAGCUUGCCCUCACCACCAGAUUGAUGAGUUGGUUCUGAUAAGUUAUUUCUGUCAAGGGAUGCAACACCAAGAUAAGCUUCUCCUAGAUGCCGCGAGUGGGGGAUCAUUGACCAAAAACAAGACUACAACAGAGGCAUGGGAAGUUAUAUCGGACCUAGCCGACUCAACUCAACACUCCCGGGCAAGGACUCCACAUCCAAAAGCAUUGAGUGAAGUUUCUCCUUCUAGAGAUGCUAUUUUGACUAAGACCCUUAGUGAAAUGACGAUCUUGUUGCGUCAAAUCACCCAAGGUCAAAAAAUCCCUCAAGCUUUGAUAAAUGCUCCCCCUCAACCUCCUAGGAUUGAAGAACCACCAAGGAUAUGUGUUGUUUGUGCUUGUACUACUCAUUACACAGAUGAGUGCCCUCAAAUCCAAGAGGACACUACAUUGGCGGUUGCUAAUCCUUAUCCACAAAGGACCAAUUACAACCAAGGACCCUACCAACAUGGAGGUAAUCAAAACCAAGGAUGGAGAGAUAACUCAAACCAAAGGUUGAACCAAGCUCCCCAAGCCAACCUAACCAAAAUUCUCAAGCCUAUUACCCCCAACACCCCCAAGGGGAGCAUAAAUGGCAUUACUCUCCGAAGUGGUACUAAGUUGGACAAGAAUGUUGAUAUACCCGCAAAGGCAAGUGAGAAGACCAACAAUGAUGAGGUAGGAGAAGAGGUGGAGAUGACAAAGGGUGAAGAUGAAAAUGUUGACAGAAGUGAGGAGGAGCCACCAAAAGUCAAGGAGCCAAAGAGAAAGACCUUGCUUGAAGAGCCUUCACCCAUUCCAUUCCCAACUUUGGUCAAGAAGGCAAAGAAGCAAGAAGAUCUUGACCCCACUUUGGUGGAAGUUUUUAAGAAAGUUGAAGUUACCAUCCCUCUCUUUCAAGCCAUUCAACAAGUGCCGAAAUAUGCCAAGUUCCUUAAAUAUGUGUGCACUCACAAAGACAAGCUUGGCAAUGUUAACAAAAAGCCGGUAGAUGAUUCAAUCUCUUCUUUGCUUCCUGAAAAAUAUAAUGAUCCUAGCCCAUGUUUGGUGACUUGUUUGAUUGGUGGGAUUAAGUUCAUGGAUUGUAUGUGUGAUUUGGAAGCGUGUGUGAGCACCAUGCCACUGCCCGUAUACCAAAGAUUGAACUUACCACCUCUCAAAAGAUCCGGGGCAAGGUUUGUCUUGGCUGACAAGAGUAUUGUGUCUGUGGUUGAAAUUGCAGAGAACGUCAUAAUCAACAUUCAAUGGUUGCUUUUUCCGGUUGACUUCCACAUCUUGGAGACUCUACCUAUUAAUUCGACUAACCCAUCAUCAAUACUCCUUGGAAGGCCAUUCUUGAAGACGGCCCGUUUCAAGCUAGACGCACACUCGGGAGUCUAUUCUUUUGAGUCGGAUGGCGAGUUAGUCAAGUUCACCCUGGAGGAGUCCAACAAACCCACUCUUAAGGCCUAUUCCAUUUUUGGGCAUGACAUAGUUGAAGAUAAAGUGAUUGAGGAUGUCAAGGAACAAGAAAAAGAGGAGUUUGCCAAGAAGUCAAAUUCAAAGGAUCAUGCUCAACCCAAGAAUGCCAAGGAGUUGGAGAUUUUCCUCCUUGGGGAAGUUUCUAAGUGA
Molecule: messenger RNA, 2253 nt
Organism: Arachis stenosperma
Lineage: Eukaryota; Viridiplantae; Streptophyta; Magnoliopsida; Fabales; Fabaceae
Exons: 3
Coding region: 1-2253 (750 amino acids)
Molecular function (GO): RNA-DNA hybrid ribonuclease activity; nucleic acid binding
Source: RefSeq, a predicted model, not a curated record